Messenger RNA from Linum tenue, 1685 nucleotides. NCBI's taxonomy places the organism in Eukaryota, Viridiplantae, Streptophyta, Magnoliopsida, Malpighiales, Linaceae. The record is from the annotation of a GenBank genome assembly.
GAGAAAUCUGAGGAGCUCAUCGACGCAUCGUGUCUGAAUUGCAAAUCUGAAUCUCGAUUCAUCUGCAAAAGUAAAACCCAUUCUGGUUAAACCCUAGAAAGUUCUGUUUCCUCCGAAGGAAAUCGAAGAUAGAAAGAGGCAAAGAGCAAUAGUAGUAGUUUCGAAUUCGUCCAAAUAGCGAUGAGGAGAGUUCACGGGCUCGCUACCUAUGGCCGCGGCAUUGCCGCCGGAUCCUGCACAUCCCCCGCCACCGUCGCCGCCGCCAUGCCGAACCUUCUGGUCCGAUCCGCGAUGCUUAGCACUACUUCCUCUGGCUCAGGUCCCCAGUUCCUCUCUCGGAGAUUGUCUGAUUAUUUCGGUCUCUCGGGGACUUCCGUCGCCGCUGGAGUCGUCGGGACGAUGUUCUUCUCCGUUGCGGCUUCGUCUAUGGCGCAGGAAGUUCACGCUAAGGAGUUGCCUAAGUUUUUACCCAAGGAAGUUGUUCUGUAUCAGUACGAGGCUUGCCCUUUCUGCAACAAGGUUAAAGCAUUCUUGGACUACUACAGCAUUCCAUACAAGGUGGUGGAAGUUAACCCGAUGAGUAAAAAGGAGAUCAAGUGGUCUGAGUACAAGAAGGUGCCGAUACUUACUAUUGAUGGUGAACAGAUGGUCGACUCUUCAGAGAUAAUUAGUGAUUUGUUCAAGAGGAUUCAUCCAGAGGGCACAUGUGCAGAUGCCGAGGAAGAAGCAAAGUGGCGAAAAUGGGUAGAUGGUCACUUGGUGCAUGUUCUGUCACCAAAUAUUUACAGAAAUGCUUCCGAGGCUCUGGAGUCAUUCGACUACAUUACCAGUCAUGGAAAUUUUAGCUUCACAGAGAGGUUGGUAGCAAAAUAUGCUGGUGCAACCGCUAUGUACUUCGUGUCAAAGAAGCUGAAGAAGAAGUAUAAUAUCACUGAUGAACGUGCAUCCUUGUAUGAAGCUGCCGAAACAUGGGUGGACGCUCUCAAGGGCCGUGACUAUCUUGGUGGUUCACGUCCUAAUCUGGCUGAUCUCGCGGUUUUUGGCGUCCUGAGGCCGAUCAGAUACCUUAAGUCCGGCAAAGAUAUGGUGGAGCAUACUCGUAUUGGAGAAUGGUACACAAGGAUGGAGGGGGCCGUCGGUGAGCCUAUGAGAACCAAUGCAUGAUAUCGUCGUGUUUAGAUGAAGAGUUCAGUCUACACAAACACUAACUUAUAUGGCUAAGAAAAGAAAAAAGAUUGGAGCUUUGAUAGAAUAACUUCCUGCGAACUCAUUUGAUUUCCUUUCGGAGCACUGCUGUAGGUGUCUACGAGCUCUACUCGUGAUCUAAGUCUCAUUCUUGCUACUGAAAUUUGUUUCUGGUUUUUGCGAGUUUUCCAAUUACCAUUUCUAUUCUUGUUUCUGUCGUUCAGCCACGAGAUCGGAGUGACCAUUUUUAUGAUGAAGUGCACCUUUCUGACUUCUUUUCUCUCUGCAUUUAGGAUAGAGAGAAAGACCCGAGAGAAGAUGGGAGGAGUAUUUCUCUUAUCCAUCUCAUUCUUUUGUAUACUAGGAUGUCUAUAAUUGGGGUGUUCUAUUUAUAGAUACAUAUGACUAACCUUACAAUUUCGUGAGGAAAUGAGCUAUAAGAUGAUUCAUUCUUAUAAGACCAAUGUAGGAGCUAUAAGAUGAUUCAUUCUUAUAAUCAA